Molecule: messenger RNA, 763 nt
Organism: Belonocnema kinseyi
Lineage: Eukaryota; Metazoa; Arthropoda; Insecta; Hymenoptera; Cynipidae
Exons: 2
Coding region: 93-560 (155 amino acids)
Source: RefSeq, a predicted model, not a curated record
AGUUGUACAGAAAAACUUGGAAGAACAUUCAUUAGUGCAACUCUUAUCACAAAUCUUGAUCAAAGGUUUGUAAAAUUCUUCAUUUUGGAAAAAUGAGGACAGAGAUUUUUACACUAACCUUGACCUUGGUGACUCUCGCAAAACCUGUUGAAUUGAUGUUCGGAUUUUCGAAGACACAAGUGGUCGCAGUUGACCGUCCUGCCAUUCAACUUUCUGGUGUUACACAUUUUGAAAGUUCUUAUAAUCGAGGUAGCAUUUUUCGUAUACCGCCAGGCACAGUUCGUGCUGACCUGCAACAGGUAGUAACAGAUAAGAAUCACGAGUACAUUAUUGGAAUAAUCCCAUAUCAUGAUUUUUGUCCACUUAUGGUUCACAAAAAAAAUCAUUAUAUUCCCCAAUCUGAAAUUCAUAAUCCUGUUCACUAUGAAAAAGUUAAAGUGCUGAUAAAUGGAUUGAUUGCCAACGUGACUGUACCAAUACCACAGAAUGAUAAUCUGAAUAAGAAGUUCUUCAAGCCAGUCAAACCAACACGCAUAAUUCCUGCACUGCUACACCGCUAAUUUGACUGUAUUUUUAGCAUAAAAUAAGAGCACAAAAAAAUUCUUAUAUUUUCAUAAUUUUUUUUCUAGAGAAGUGUUUUUUAAAUGAUUGGGGAUUAUGGCCCGAAUAAGUGCUAAUAAAUCUCCUGAAAUUGUGCCAAGAAAUAUUUUAGGUAAUGCACAUUUUUCAUUCAAUGUUAUAUCUUUAUUUCACAAGUGCACAU